AUGAACUCGGCUAGGGAUUCCAGAGCAGGUGAAUGGCAAACCGUGAAACCUAGGCAAUCUAAGGGCAGUGAAUGGAGCCUCUUCGUAGGCAAUCUUGCGUUCGGCAUCAAGGAGGAAGAUCUGCAAAAAAGGUUUGGGCAAUUUGGGGAUAUCAACGACAUCUACUUUCCUUCCUUCGCUCGAUCUGGUAGAAAGAGGGGAUAUGCAUUUGUCAGGUUUCAGAACAAGGGCAACACCCAAACGGCAAAAGAGAAGCUUCAUGAUAGAUUCAUGGGUAGGCGUCGUAUGAUCGUUAAUGAUGCAUCCCAGAGACUGUCUCCCAGUAAUCCUCCCACUAUCAUCCCAAACCCCAAGCCGUUGCCUGUCCAAAAAUCUGUCAACCCCAAUCCGGCCCAUUCAUCUACCAAUGCAGGCAGGGACCCUAAACAAGCUACAUUCGGAGACCCCAACCACAUCCUAUGCCGACGCUCUCCACCCACCGAAUCCCCCCUCUUCCUCCACCUCCAUUAUUGUCCCUAA
Molecule: messenger RNA, 519 nt
Organism: Magnolia sinica
Lineage: Eukaryota; Viridiplantae; Streptophyta; Magnoliopsida; Magnoliales; Magnoliaceae
Exons: 1
Coding region: 1-519 (172 amino acids)
Molecular function (GO): RNA binding
Source: RefSeq, a predicted model, not a curated record